ACUAAUAUGACUUCUUUCUCCUCAGAUAUGAAACUAAUCAUGAAGAAAAAGAUUAUCAGCACACAACACUCCUUCGUAAAUAAGUCCAAUGUGAUUGUACCAGAUAUUGAGAAAGAAAUAAGAAGGAUGGAAAAUGGAGCCUGCAGCUCCUUUUCUGAAGAUGACGCCAGUGCCUGUACAUCUGAUGAAUCAGAGAAUGAUGCAAGGAGUUCUUUCAGAAAUCCCUUACGCAGAAAGGGAGAACCAUCUCAGAGGGAGCAGUACCUGCCUGGUGCCAUUGCACUUUUCAAUGUUAACAACAGCAGCAAUAAGGAUCAAGAACCAAAAGAGAAAAAGAAAAAGAAAAAAGAAAAGAAAAGCAAGUCAGAUGAUAAAAAGGACCCAGAGAAGAAAAAGAAGAAGGAGCAGGAAAAAGAGAAGAAAAAGAAAGAAGAGAAAAGCACUGAAAAGGAAGAAGAGCAAAAGAAAGAAGUCAUGGUUAUUGAUCCCUCAGGAAACACCUAUUACAACUGGCUGUUUUGCAUCACCAUACCUGUCAUGUACAACUGGACUAUGAUUAUUGCAAGAGCGUGUUUUGAAGAACUUCAAUCUGAUUACCUAGAAUAUUGGGUUGCUUGCGAUUACUUAUCAGAUUUUGUCUAUCUUCUCGAUAUGUUCGUACGAACAAGGACAGGUUACCUAGAACAAGGACUGCUGGUGAAGGAAGAACGUAAACUCAUAGAUAAAUAUAAAGAAAACCUACAAUUUAAACUGGAUGUUCUGUCUGUAAUACCAACUGAUUUGAUGUAUUUUAAGUUGGGGUGGAACUAUCCAGAAAUUAGAUUAAAUAGGCUGUUAAGGAUCUCGCGUAUGUUUGAGUUCUUCCAGAGAACAGAAACAAGGACAAAUUAUCCAAACAUCUUCAGGAUAUCUAACCUUGUUAUGUAUAUUGUCAUCAUUAUCCACUGGAACGCAUGUGUGUAUUACUCUAUUUCCAAAGCUAUUGGAUUUGGAAAUGACACAUGGGUCUACCCUGAUGUUAAUGAUCCUGAGUUUGGUCGUUUGGCUAGAAAAUAUGUAUACAGCCUUUACUGGUCUACACUGACUUUGACUACCAUUGGAGAAACACCACCUCCUGUGCUGGACUCUGAGUAUGUCUUUGUGGUGGUUGAUUUCUUAAUUGGAGUGUUAAUUUUUGCUACCAUCGUUGGUAACAUAGGUUCCAUGAUUUCCAACAUGAAUGCAGCCAGAGCAGAAUUUCAAGCAAGAAUUGAUGCUAUCAAGCAAUAUAUGAACUUUCGAAAUGUAAGCAAAGAUAUGGAAAAGAGGGUUAUUAAAUGGUUUGACUAUCUGUGGACCAACAAAAAAACUGUGGAUGAGAGAGAAGUGUUGAAGUAUCUACCUGAUAAACUAAGAGCGGAAAUUGCCAUCAACGUUCACUUAGACACAUUAAAAAAGGUGCGAAUUUUUGCUGAUUGUGAAGCUGGCCUGUUGGUGGAGUUGGUCUUGAAAUUACAGCCCCAAGUCUACAGUCCUGGAGAUUACAUUUGCAAGAAGGGGGACAUUGGACGGGAGAUGUACAUCAUCAAGGAGGGCAAACUCGCUGUGGUGGCAGAUGACGGGGUCACCCAGUUCGUGGUGUUGAGUGACGGCAGCUACUUUGGUGAGAUCAGCAUUCUUAACAUCAAAGGCAGCAAAGCUGGCAAUCGAAGAACGGCCAAUAUUAAAAGUAUUGGCUACUCAGACCUGUUCUGUCUCUCUAAAGAUGACCUCAUGGAAGCUCUGACCGAGUACCCCGAUGCCAAAGCGAUGCUGGAAGAGAAAGGGAAGCAAAUCUUAAUGAAAGAUGGUCUACUGGAUAUAAACAUUGCCAACGCUGGCAGUGACCCUAAAGAUCUCGAAGAGAAGGUCACUCGAAUGGAGGGGUCAGUGGACCUCCUGCAAACAAGGUUUGCCCGAAUCCUGGCCGAGUAUGAGUCAAUGCAGGGGAAACUGAAACAAAGGUUGACCAAGGUUGAGAGAUUCCUGAAACCACUUAUUGACACGGAAUUUUCAGCUAUCGAAGGACCUGAAGAAGAAAGUGGGCCCAUAGACUCUACUACAUAGGAAUGAAAAGCGGGUCAUUAACAAGGACAUGUCUCAUGAUCCUUCUGAUGACACGACUGAAGGCAACUGAACUUGGAAGAAGAGGAAGACUCAUCUGGGAAAUUUUCCCAGAAGGAAAAUGUGCUUUGGCUCAGGGUACAAGGUCCACACACUCUUCAUGAGGUACUAUGAUUAAAGAAUCACUGUGUCUUGGGAUUUUUCACAAUGGCUGACCUGCAAAGGUAGACACCGAUUAACUUGUCAGUAUGUGUAUCUUAUGAAUUUUUCACAUAAGCUCGUUUUUGUGUAAUCGUGUUCAUUAACAGUGAACAAGUAUCCUUGUUUUCAGAGCAUUUGCAGUGUUGAGGAGUAAAAUGUAUUCAGAGUAACCGAGGAUUACCAUGUGCAUCAUGCUGGGAGCAUCAUUUUAAAAAGUUAGAGAGCA
Messenger RNA from Nycticebus coucang (slow loris), 2509 nucleotides. It is a transcript of the gene CNGA1, whose product is annotated as cyclic nucleotide gated channel subunit alpha 1. Gene Ontology annotation, molecular function: intracellularly cGMP-activated cation channel activity; cGMP binding; intracellularly cAMP-activated cation channel activity. The coding region runs from base 7 to 2085 and encodes 692 amino acids. Gene Ontology annotation, biological process: monoatomic cation transmembrane transport. The record is from RefSeq and is a predicted model, not a curated record. Lineage: Eukaryota; Metazoa; Chordata; Mammalia; Primates; Lorisidae. The transcript has 8 exons. Gene Ontology annotation, cellular component: plasma membrane; intracellular cyclic nucleotide activated cation channel complex.